This is a messenger RNA of Chilo suppressalis (striped riceborer), 1568 nucleotides long. The record is from the annotation of a GenBank genome assembly. Lineage: Eukaryota; Metazoa; Arthropoda; Insecta; Lepidoptera; Crambidae.
CGUUGUUCUGGAAUGGAAUCUGGAUUUUUUCUUGUCUUGUCACUUGUUUUUAUUACGAUUUUCAUUAAAUUUAAUUAAUUGCGUUUGAUUUAAUUGCAAUAAAAGCACAUUCAAAAUGAACUGCCCUUUUAACGAAGAGCAACUGGCGCAGCUGAAAGGGUUUGUGGAGUUAUGCAAGACCACACCGCAAAUAGUGCAUCAUCCGAAAUUGGCGUUCUUCAAAGACUAUCUAGUCUCGUUGGGUGUCACCAUCCCUUCAGCCAACGUAGGAACUAAAACCUCUGCUCCAUCCGGAGAUUCUAACACCAGGAAUAACAAUGCUGAUGAAAAAAUUUCAUCAUCUGAUGAAGAAUCAGAGCCAGAAUCGGAUGUGGAACUCAACAUGGAAGGAGUAAUUGAAGCUGAUAUAGUAGAAGAUGUUCAAGAGAUGUUUGACUUAUCAAAAGAGCCCACUGAGGAAGAACGUGACCAGUCAGAUGAGAAGCGGUCAGAAGCUAUGAGAGCGUUUUCGGAACUGCAGUUUGAUGAAGCUAUCAAGCUGUACACUGAAGCAAUAAAACUUAAUCCACAAAGCGCUUUAUUGUUUGCCAAGAGAGGUCAAGUUUAUCUCAAACUUAACAAACCCAACGCCUGUAUCAAAGACUGUACUAGAGCCCUGGAACUGAACUGUGAUAGUGCCGCUGCCUAUAAAUUCCGUGGUCGUGCCUACAGGUUAUUAGGAAUGUUUGAAGAAGCAUCGCACGAUUUAUGCGAGUCCCUGAAGAUAGACUAUGACGACCAGGCUAAUGAGUGGCUGUCUGAAGUGAAACCAAACGCCGAGAAACUUCGUCAACACAGACUCAGUGCACAACGUAAGAAGGAAGAAAAAGAGCACCGGGCAAAGUUGCGUCGCGCCCGCAAGGCGGCCGAGGCGCGUGCUAAAGCGGCGCGGGCACAAGCGGAGGCGACAGCGACAGCGGGCGCGGGUAUGGGAGCGGGUGCAGGCACUCGUCCCCCGCCUGGGGGCUUCAACCCGCAGGACUUCAGCAACCUGCUGUUCGACCCGGAGAUCAUGACCGCAUUCCAGGAUCCAGAAUUAGCUGCAGCUUUCCAAGACGUCUCUGCAAAUCCAGCCAAUUUCGUCAAGUACCAAAACAAUCCGAAGGUUGCUGCUGUUAUUGAAAAAUUGCAAGCUAAACUCGGGAAAGGGGGUUCUGGUAGUUUCCCCGGAGGCUUCCCAGGGGGCUUCCCUGGUGGUUUUGAAGGUUUUGGAGGUCCUGCACCUGGAUCAGGCCCAAACAAGCCACCCACCGAUGACGAUGUUGGACUUGAUUAAAUACCACCCAAAUACAUUUUUAAUUGAAUUUUUGAACUAAUUCGAUUAUCCUAGAACAGAGUGUUAAAGCUGCAUGUGUUAGGAUACAUGAAGAGAGAGAUUCCCUCUAUAAUUCUUAAUUGCAGUAAAGAAUGUUUUUGGAUACACUUCACUAACCUUUCGUAUCUGUUAGGUUUUUUUUAUGAAAGUGCGACUUCUUUUCAAAUAAGUUUUUUUUUAUUUUACAUUUUGUCAUAAUGGGUUCGAUUCUGGC